Molecule: messenger RNA, 564 nt
Organism: Psilocybe cubensis
Lineage: Eukaryota; Fungi; Basidiomycota; Agaricomycetes; Agaricales; Agrocybaceae
Exons: 1
Coding region: 1-564 (187 amino acids)
Source: RefSeq, a predicted model, not a curated record
AUGCCAAGGAAAGGAGGAGUCUGGGAGCCGCCAGUAUAUGUUGGCCCUCCAGACGAGGGCCCUAGAGCAGUGCGUACUGACAGUAAACGGCCACGCAAUCGUGCAAAGUGUCCCACUUGCUUUGAUCUUGAUCUCCGUUACAUUCCUCAGCCUCACAAAGACCCCAACUUCUGCUCCAUAGGCCAAGCUGCACGUCAAUGGAUUUCGAGCACUGAUCUGGCCAAAGAUAGCAAUUGUCCAUCCUGCCGCCUUCUAAAGUCUGCCUUCGACACCCUUGUGCGUGACGGCGAGCUUAUCGAUGCACCCUCAGACUCCGAAAUCAGUUACUCUAUUGCCAUUCUAGACCGAGACGACGAAAAGCCCAGUACUAACGGACCAAACAAGAAGACAGGCACCAAAGAGUCUGACGGGUCGAAAGGACUUAUUGUAAUGAUGAGGUGCGGAGCUGCGAUCAAAGGAAAAGAGGAAGAUGGGUUCCGGGAAGAGUUCAAGGUUGAAUUGUACACACCUUUUGAAGGUAGAUUCUGUCCAUUUGUGAGCAAGCUCCCAAGAGAUGCUGAUUAG